CCCUGCGUUUCCGGGAGAGAGCUCGGGCUGCGGGGGAUAAGGAUUUUUGGGGAGGUGUCCUUCUUGCGCCCCUGUUGGCUCCGAGGUGCUCCAGCGCUUGGGAGGCGGCGCUCGCCCUCCUGGCGCGCUGCGUGAGCGCCGGGCAAUCUCCUCCUUCCCUGCCCGCCUCUUUCGUUACCCGUCGCUAGUCCGUGCAGGCAGGGCGGGUGAGCAGCGGGGAGAUGGAGCCGGAGGCCACCGGGGUUCGCGCUGGGCCGGGCGUCGAGGACAGCGGAAGCUGAGGAGCGACGGCAGAGAGGCACAAAGGCGAUGUGAAGGGGCUGCAUCUCCUGCCCGUCGCCUUCCCUCUUCCUCACGGUGCACCGGAGGCCUGAUGCAUGGGGCGGACGCGGCGCCGGGUUGCUGAGCAACUGUGGCCCGGGGAAGAGGCUUCGCUGCGCAGCCUUUUCCUCCUUGGCGGUGGCGAGAGGGCCUUCCGCGCCGCCGCCGCCGCGCCCAGGACCCCCUCAGGGAGGGGUGGAUGCGGACAGACCAGCCUUGGCCCCGUGGAGACUCUCCCCCUCCAGAGGGGCUUGCUCACGUCGCUUGUUUCGGAGAAGUUGAGCCAAAUCAAGAAUGGCUGCCUCAGGAGACAAAACCAAACACAGUACCUUCUUCCUUGCUUUGCAAAAAAAAAAAAAAAAGGAGAAGGAGAAUAAAAAUACAUAAAGUCCAGAGGAACCAAUAAAAGUUAUAUGGCUCACAUCUGACAUCAUGCACCAUCGGUGGCUGCUGCUAGCUGCAUGCUUUUGGGUAAUAUUCAUGUUCAUGGUUGCAAGCAAGUUCAUCACAUUGACCUUCAAAGACCCUGAUGCAUAUGGUGCUAGGCAAGAGCCAUUAAUACCGACAGCUAUCACUGAAGUACAGAAAAUUCAAGUGAUAAAAGAGAAGAGUUCACUUGGAGAAUUUCAGACGAUAGGAAGAGGUCUGUCUGAAGACCAUCAACAUCAACCUCUGAUCCAUGUGGAAAGGCUUGAACUUCUCAGGAAUAUGUGCCAAGAUAUGUCACUGAGAAACCUCACCCAUAAUACUGUUUCGAAGUUUGUUUUGGACCGAAUAUUCGUGUGUGACAAGCACAAGAUUCUGUUCUGUCAAACUCCCAAAGUUGGCAAUACUCAAUGGAAGAAAGUCUUGAUUGUUUUAAAUGGAGCUUUUUCUUCCAUAGAAGAAAUCCCAGAGAGCAUCGUGCAUGAUCAUGAGAAGAAUGGUCUGCCACGCUUAUCUUCCUUCAGUGACUCUGAAAUUGAGAAAAGGUUGAAAUUGUACUUCAAAUUCUUUAUUGUAAGAGAUCCAUUUGAGAGGCUUAUUUCUGCAUUUAAGGACAAGUUUGUCCACAAUCCUCGAUUUGAACCUUGGUAUAGACAUGAAAUUGCACCUGGCAUAAUUCGAAAAUAUAGAAAGAAUCGCACUAAAACCCGAGGGCUGCAGUUUGAGGACUUUGUGCGUUACUUGGGUGACCCAAAUCAUCGAUGGCUGGAUCUACAAUUUGGAGACCAUAUAAUUCAUUGGGUAACCUAUGUAGAACUUUGUGCUCCUUGUGAAAUCACAUACAGUGCUGUUGGACAUCAUGAAACACUGGAAGAAGAUGCACCAUACAUUCUGAAGAAGGCAGGAAUAGAUCAUCUGGUGUCAUAUCCCACAAUUCCACCAGGCAUAACAGUAUACAACAAAACCAAGGUGGAGCACUAUUUCUCAGGAGUUAGCAAGAGAGACAUACGACGCCUUUAUGCCCGCUUUGAAGGAGACUUUAAGCUUUUUGGCUAUCAAAAGCCAGAUUUCCUACUAAACUGACACCCUGAAACUGUGAAUAUAAUGUUAAAUAAAACUGUACAGAUAAUCUUCUGCAAUCUUGAGAUGUCCCAUUGGGUUUCAGAAAUUAUUCCAUAUUUCUGUUGAACAUUUAGGAUCAACUUGAACUAUGAAUUGUUAGCUACUGAAAAUAGUUUUAAUAUAUGACACUGCAAUAUGUUAUGAACAGAAUAUAUGAAGAGUUCCUCUUUCCCUUGCCAAAUAGAGGAUGGACCAAUAACUUAUAUUAAACAUUUGGAUGUGAAGGCAUUAUAAAGAACAUUUAGAAAGGGUAGUAGUUUUUCUCUAAAGACAUGACUAAAUACAUGAUUAUGAAACUGUGAGGUCAACCAUGGACCAAAAAAGAAAAAAAAAGUUUUAUACCAGAAGAAUCAGAUUCUACUCUGGGCUUUUAAAGGUCUUUUUUUCUUGGUUCUUACCAAAUCUUGUAAUGGCUAUUAUUUGCUGUUCGUUCAGGCCAUAAAGUUGUGCAUUUCAGCCAAUAAUAUCUGAGAGCAUCUGAGAUCGUGGAACAUGUAUCCCACUUAAAAAGAGAAUAUUGAGAACAUUUUAGAAUGCAAGAUUUUUUUUAAUUUGCAAAAUUUACUUUAACAUCCCAUAUUUGUUCUUCAUUUUGCCCAGGAAUGAUAAACCUGCGUGUUUUAUCAUGGGUUGUUUUCCUAAUGGUGCUGGCUAUCCUAAUAAUCAGCUAAGCCAUGAAAAUACGUAUGUGUUUCACAGAUCCAGCCAAAGGGGGUUGCCAAAUCCACCAGUGGAGGUGGGCAGGGCUGCGCCAGUGAAUCUACAGCUGUUGAAUGCAUCGCAAGAGCACCAUGCCAGAGUUCCUGAGUCCCCACCACCAAUAGUGCAGCAGGCGCAGUUCUUAGGUGUGACCAGGGGAGGAGCUGACAGCUAUUGCCUCUGCUAUGCCAGUACCUGGGAUUUUGGACGUAUACCUCCUUUUUGGUGGCGUAAGUUCAUUAAGCCCAAUGAGGGCUUUCCAGUGGUGGUGGGGGCUUUUUGUGUUUUUUGCCUCCCCAUGCCUCCAGAAAGCCCUCUUGGGAACAACAGGGCAGAACCCUCAUGCUGUAUCUGGGCACCCAACCCUUUGUAUGGGGCUGUAUGAGUUGUCAUAAUACAUUAGUUCAAUCCUCCACUCAAAUGCAGUGUUCUGUUUGCUGGGACUGGUUUUCUAUUUGAGAAAUACCAUGCAAUAGGGACAGUGAGCCUACGUGCUCAUCACCUUUGUAUGCACAGUAUCAACAUAUAAAAAAAGAUUUACACAUAAUCAUUAUGAUACUUACCUUAUUGAAAAGGGUGGAAUCCCUACAGACACAGUCAUAUAUAUUCCAGGCACAUUAUGAGCAGGGAUAGUGCACCUACUGUUCCAUUGUGUUCUUGAUAUUUUGAACAUUAAAAGUACAGAUUAUCCCUUGCAGUAUCGCUUCAAAUAGAAGAAAACCCAAGUCUGGAUGUUUAAAAAAAAUACCAUAGUUUUUACAAGUGGAUUUUCUCCAAUGUAAGAUCAUCUUCCAGAUAAUGCAGCAAAUGAGUAAUUGGACAUUUUGGACUAGAUGUUUCAGGAACAUUAUCUCUGCAUAAGUUUUAACGACAGAACUAAAUGCCCAGUAAAAUAGCAGUAAAUUCUAAUUUGUGCAUGUGAUGUUCUUGUUGGACCAAGGACAACUUUUUUGUGUGUUCACCAGCAAUAAAAACCUCCUGUUGGAUCAUCUUUGCUCCAGUGUGUUUCCAGGAGGAGAAAGAAUGGUUGCAAUUUACGUUCUAUUGAGCCAAAGCUUGCUUUUGGACAACCCUCUUGGGAUUGGUCAUAAAGGUUGGAGCAUUAUUAUAGUUGUGUCUUACUUUUCUUGACCAGAAGUAGUCAAAAUGGCAAUCUGGCCACAGUGUAAUUCUCAAAGAUUUGUUUUAUAUUUCUAAACUUGAAAAAAUAAUCCAUGCCAAAACUGCUGCUUCUCACAAAAAGAAGUCUGUGUGAGCCAGAAAUUCCUCUAAGUUCAUUCUACACUAAAUGAAGUAUUGGGUAGAUAUGGGAAAACUCUGGAAUGUAACAUCACCUGGUUGAAAAUUGAGAAUGGUUUGUUUUUGAAUGCUCCUAAGCCUGUUUCUAAAGAAAAGUGUGCAUGUAAUAGACUCAUCCUCUAGUUUCCCUUUAUGAAUCUGUGAAGCUACCUUAUACCAGAUUGUAUCCAACCAUAUCGUUCCAAAGACCUUAGGACACUUACGUUUUUGGGGAAAGGGUGUGGUGAUUUCUACCAGUUCAUGCUGUAGAUCCCUAUGUAGUCUCCUGUGUGACUCUAAAGGGUUUCUGGAACGCUGAGAGGAAAACAUAGGGUGGGGAGCGGGAGAGGGGGCUUGGUGGGAUGCGAUAAUCAGAGGAAAUUUCUGCCUCUCCAUCCAAAAACAUGUGGCCAUAAAGUCUUCCACAUUUUUGGUAGGUCAUAGAAUUGGAUGAUUGUUUUGUCUAUACUAACUUGCAGUUGCUUUCCAGAGUCUCAGUCUGGGAAGGACCUUUCUGGAUACUAACUAGUUGAGAUUCUUAAAUUAGAGAAACCUGGGAUUAAGCCUGGGACUUCUGUGUAAAGUGUGUGGGUCACCCACCCACCACAGCCCCUGCCAUUUAGGGGAAUAAGGAAUACCCCAAAAUAGUACUUCCAUGCUCCCAUGCAUGUAUGUGUUUCCUGAAGUGUUUCAUUCCAGAUUCUCAUACCUCAUUCCGCAUAACAUAUAGAAUUACUCUGAUUUAUCUAAUGGAGAAUCGUUGAGGGAUGUUUCUCAUGCAGCCGUGUAUUUCAUGGGUGCUCCUUCUCUGCCAGAAAACCACAAGUGCAUUGUCAUAUCUGUGUGCUUCUGAUUUUUCCCCAUGCAGAAGGAACAUCUCUGGAAGGCAGUCAUUACACAUGAAGCCGCCUUUAAUGAUUUCUUAAUGAGAGAUUUGUCCAAGGAGGCAAAGCUCAAAGUGCUCUUGUGAUUCCUUUUUUGUGGGGGGUGGGGGGUCGUACAAUAUUUUCAGUCCAGUAUGUCUUAACUGAUACUUAAAGCUCAGUUAUUUUUAUACAAAGUGUUAGAAAAGUAUAUUGUUUAAUGUAUUUCAGGACUAAUGAGCUGAUCCAGUUACCUCUCUGCUAAAUUAAAAUGUAAUAAUGUGAGAAAUGUAUAGCAAAUUAAGGCCUUAAAAGCUAAUUCUAAUAAAGAAAAGUCAAUUUCCCCUCUUCCCCACUUUCUCUGAAGUAAUUGCCCAUAA
Molecule: messenger RNA, 5089 nt
Organism: Sphaerodactylus townsendi
Lineage: Eukaryota; Metazoa; Chordata; Lepidosauria; Squamata; Sphaerodactylidae
Gene: CHST10
Product: carbohydrate sulfotransferase 10
Exons: 7
Coding region: 754-1830 (358 amino acids)
Biological process (GO): carbohydrate biosynthetic process; proteoglycan biosynthetic process
Cellular component (GO): membrane
Molecular function (GO): sulfotransferase activity
Source: RefSeq, a predicted model, not a curated record